CCGAUCUUGACCGCGGUUUUCCUUAAUUUUGUGUGUGUUGCAAGGUCGAGGAAGGCCCGGCGCGCUUACUUCUGGAAAGAGCUCGUCGUGACAUUCUCUUUGAUUGAAGGUUUCUUAUCCGAAAGGAGCCUUCUUCCGAGGCAUUUUUAUCGUCUGCGCGUCCUUGUUUCCUAAUCGUACUGACACUUCGAUGCAAACACAUAGUGCACUCUGCAGAGGACCAACCUGAGUGCAAUUAUGGCCACGCACGACCACUGUGUUCUCUGAUCCAGGACAAGGAAGAAGAUUCCCACAAGCCCGUUCCUCGGGCAGCCGCGUAACCCAGUCGUUCUACUUCUAGUUGCAAACCCCCAGCGCCAUCAACAGCCCAAAGAAAAUGUUGAAGUGGAUGUUGGGGGAGAAGAAGGGCAGCGACGCCUACAAGGAGCUGUACAACACGGUGACCGAGGGGAUUCAGACCUGUUACCGGGAGAACAUGCUGCCCCUGGAAUCCGCGUCCCUGUUUCACCAGUGUUACGCCCCCCGGCUGACGGACGCGGAUUUUGCGGCCAAGCCCAUGGUGCUGCUGAUGGGCCAGUACAGCACGGGCAAGUCCAGCUUCAUCCGGCACCUGUUAGAGCGGGACUACCCGGGCCUUCGCAUCGGCCCCGAGCCCACGACGGACAAGUUUGUGACGGUAAUGCACGGGAAAACGGAUCGCAUCAUUCCUGGGAAUGCCCUGGUCGUGGACAACACGAUGCCCUUCACGCAGCUCGCGAACUUUGGCAACAACUUUUUGCAGCGACUGGAGUGCGUCCAACUGAACAAUCCGAUCCUGGAGGGACUCACCUUCAUCGACACCCCCGGCGUCCUGUCGGGCGAAAAGCAGCGCCUGCAGCGCGGGUACGACUUCGAGGGUGUCAUUAAAUGGUUCGCGGACCGCAGCGAUCUCGUGAUCCUCUUGUUUGACGCGCACAAGUUGGAUAUCUCGGACGAGUUUAAACGAUGCAUCCACCAGCUGAAGGGAAACGAUAGCAAAAUCAAAAUCGUGCUCAACAAAGCGGAUCGGGUAUAAAUAGGACAACAUAAUUUUGUUUGUAACAUUCGGUUUAUUGUGAAGUGAAAACAAUUGCGAAUGAGUGACUUACACGCAUUUUCUGUAAUACGCAAACUUGUUGUAGCAUUCACGCAUGUAUGUACUUAUGCAACGUAAAUUUAUAGUGUACCAGUGUAGUGAUGUUUGCGUUAGAUUCAAAACGCACCAUACACUUGUACUUGAGAAAGAUAACAUCAUUAUACUGCAUCUUGUUCCAGAUAUCAACGCAGCAGCUGAUGCGCGUGUACGGUGCGAUGAUGUGGAGUCUUGGAAAAGUGAUUCACACGCCCGAAGUGGCUCGCGUGUUUCUGGGCAGCUUUUGGGACCAGCCGUUAGAAAACGAUGAGCAGCGCAAACUUUUUGAGAUGGAAGAGAACGACCUUUAUACUGCGAUUUCGGCGCUGCCCCGAAAUUCCGCCACACGACAGCUGAACGACUUGAUCAAGCGCGCCCGGCUCCUGCGCGUACACUCCUACCUGAUGGACCAUUUCCGCAAGGAAAUGCCAACGCUGUGGGGCGGGAGCUCCAAGCAAAGGGAACUCAUUCGGAACCUGGGCAGCAUCUGCCAGUCGCUCUCGAAGCAGCAUUCGCUUCCGCUGGGGGACUUCCCCAACGUGCAGGCCCUCCAGAGGCGCCUCACCUGCUUCGAGUUUUCAAAGCUGCAAACUAUCGAUCCCAAACAAAUUCAGGUACUAAUGACUUCGUAAAAGAUAUCAUCAUCCACUUUUAGGGCGGUAGACCAUAUUUCGAUUUUCAUUUUACCACGCCCACGUCGUGCUUUUUCCUGUAACUGUGGUUCUGCAAGUGUUUGUACGUAGUUUUCCCGAUCUACUGCCGCUUCGCGAGGACAACCUCCGACAAUAAACACAGGCACUGCAGAAAAUGCUGGAACGAGACGUCCAAAAAUUGCUGAAGCUGAUUCCGAGCGAGACGCUCCUGCAAGAACCGAAUGCGAAGCUUCCGUUCCAAUCUCCGGAUCCCAGCCCGUUCGCGGUUAACAAAGAGGGAGGGGUAACCGAGGCGACCUACUUGACCAGUCAAUAUCUCCAGAGCCCGCCGGACACACGUACAAUGAAUUUUUCCUACUGUUUUCGGUUCGCCUCAUCAUAAGUGAAGAUUGAUACCAUAUUUCAUCUCCAUUUGUUCUUCAUCUUCUCCUGUUUAUCUCACCUGCACCUGCUUUUCAACAACAGGGAAAUACGAGCGGGACUUCGUAAGCAUUGGUCCGGACAAGGAAGGCAAGAUCAGUGGGCUGCAAGCGAAAACGCGUAUGGAGCUCUCGAAGCUGAACAAUGGAAUGCUGCACAAAAUUUGGAAGUUGGCAGACGUGGACAAGGACGGCAAACUCUCGCUUUACGAGUACGCUCUCGCCCAGCACUUCAUCGAGAUGAAGCUCCAAGGCUUGGAGCUGCCCAGCGAGCUCCCGGAGUGCAUGGAAAAACCGCCUCCGGUUGCGCCGGCGCACAGCAGCAGCAGCAGCAAGCAUUCGGGCGGGGAACACAAGCGGCACAUAACCGGUCACGAUGCACUGUCGGGAGCCUGACGAGGGGAGAUGGACAGGGGUGGAACACAAACGGCAAAUCUGGCCCCCGAACAAGAUGCCGACAUAUAACGAAAAUAGAUGAUGACUAUAAGAAAAAUCUAGUGACGAAACAGAAAGUGAAAGAAAAACACGAACGAUAUAUGAAUAUGAAUACCAGCAGCGAGAGCGAGAAGGUCAGCCUGAGUUUCACAUCUACAAAGGCCAGUUCCGAUAUGAUGACAGCUUCUGCCCUGCCAGUGCUACGAC
This is a messenger RNA of Amoebophrya sp. A120, 2864 nucleotides long. Lineage: Eukaryota; Dinophyceae; Syndiniales; Amoebophryaceae. The record is from the annotation of a GenBank genome assembly.